GAACCGGGGGGGGGGAAUAGGUCCCCACAAGCACCCACACACUGGGAGAGGGGUCCCUGCUGCACUGAGUUCUGUAGCCCCCCCAGUGGAGAUCUCAGCCCUCUGCUUUGUGGGUGCCCCCUGAGACUAAGACCAGGGAUCCUUGCAGGCCUGGAGCUGUGUGGACCUGGGGGAGGGGCAAGCCCAGCCUCACAGAUCCUGGCAGGGGAAACUGAGGCACCAGUGGGGGAGAUGGGUGGAGUGCAUAAGGAGGUGGCAAAGCUGGGGUAGAACCCAGGAGUCCUGGCUCCCGGCUCAUGUCCCUCUCCCUUCCAUCUGCUGCGGCCAGGGCUGGAGGGCCAGGGGAUUGUGGGCCAGAAGUGAGGGGCGCUGGUGGUGCUCUGUAUGACAUGUCCUCCAUGAUGGGACCCUUGUCACCCAGGGCUUCCCACGCAGAAUAGGACCCUGCAAGCCCUGUCUGACCUCCCCCACUCAUGGGGAACCUGGCGCACUUGUCCAUUGCCAGGGGGCUUCAGUAUCUCCCCCUCCCGUGGAGGCACCCUGGGAAUGUUCUAGGCACACAGGGCCCCCAGGCAGCUGCUCCGGGAACGAUGCUAGGGGAUGAGGGUCCCUCAAGGUGGGAGCUGGGGGGACGUUGCUGGAGAGCACAGGCAGCUCCAGGCUGCUCUCCGGUCCUGGAGCCCCCCAUGGAGACCAUACUGGUGCUGGGCUGAGGGGCAUGGCUGCCUUAUUGGCUGGCGAGGCCUGGAAGGUGGCACAGAGGUGCUGUCUGCUCCUCUACUUCCGUCCCUGCCUGGAUCAGACUGUGCAUUCAGCCCAGCCCCUGAGGCCUGGCCUCCGUCUGGCCUGGGACCAAGAACCGGAGGUGGGAGGCAGGGCCAGGCCAGGCCAGGCCAGGACGGAGGCUUAGCAGGGCAUGGGGCCCCCCUCAGCACCCAGGCCAGAGGAGUCAAGGGCAGGAGCGGAAAGCCUGUCCUGUAUCCUGCGCAUAGGGGGAGCCCUGCUCCGGGGGUUCAUCCUCACCCUCUUCCAGCAGAGCCCUGGCACCCGUCCGGUGACCUUCCAAGAGCUGGGGGGUGAGAUCACCCCAACCGAGCCCCCAGUCACCUCCCUGCUGGAGGGGCUGCUCCAGGUCUGGAGAAGCAUGAGCCAAAAUUCUGAGAUUGACAGUCUGGUAGACAUGAUGUCUGGGCAGCCCCCACUGAAGGCACUAGCCCAGGUGGCAGAGGAAGUGUUUGCUGACAGCAUCAACUGGGGAAGGGUCGUGGUUUUCUUCUAUUUCACAUACAGAGUCACCUUCCAGGCUCUGAGCAGCUCUGGCUGCCUCCGGGCUGUGGUUGACUGGGCCCUGGAGUUUCUGCGGGAGAGGAUCACUGGCUGGAUCCAGCAGCAGGGGGGCUGGGACUCAGCCCUCACCUACCCCCUUGCCUCUGACUAGGGGUGUGGGGGGAAGCAAGGAGACCCCCACCUGCUCCAUGGCACUGAACCAUGGACCCAGCUGUGCAGAGAGAAGGGGGGAGGGGUCAGAGUCUCAUCACACCUCCUCAAGAAACAAGCAGGAGAGAGCAAAUAAAGGAGUGGUGGAAAACUG
This is a messenger RNA of Alligator mississippiensis (American alligator), 1591 nucleotides long. RefSeq names its product apoptosis regulator BAX. NCBI's taxonomy places the organism in Eukaryota, Metazoa, Chordata, Crocodylia, Alligatoridae. The record is from RefSeq and is a predicted model, not a curated record. Gene Ontology annotation, cellular component: mitochondrial outer membrane. The transcript is spliced from 6 exons. Gene Ontology annotation, molecular function: channel activity; protein heterodimerization activity; protein homodimerization activity. Gene Ontology annotation, biological process: positive regulation of apoptotic process; release of cytochrome c from mitochondria; intrinsic apoptotic signaling pathway in response to DNA damage. Bases 917 to 1438 code for a protein of 173 amino acids.